Molecule: messenger RNA, 1521 nt
Organism: Ictidomys tridecemlineatus (thirteen-lined ground squirrel)
Lineage: Eukaryota; Metazoa; Chordata; Mammalia; Rodentia; Sciuridae
Source: RefSeq, a predicted model, not a curated record
CUGGCCCUGGGGCCCAGAGCCUGCCCCUGUCCUCAAUGCCGGGUCCUAUCAGUUCUGGCAAGAAGCCCCUUGUCACCCAGUGCCAGGAGGACCCUCCCUCCCCUCAACAGCUCCUCUGAAGGGCAGGGCCUGGCCAGGGGCUGGACUUCCUGUCCACAUGCCCACCCCCACUUCAGAGCUCAGUUAUAAAAGUUGUCCAGGAAGCUGGAGGCAGAGGCCGAGACCUGGAUCCUGGGAGAGGUCCGACAGGAGGAUGCGGCUGCUCUGGGCGUCCCUGCUGUGCUGGGCACUGCCGCCCCCCGCCCAGGGCAGGGCCCACAGCCUGAUCUACCUGCGGAUCAGCAAGAAUCAGCUGGAGAUAGACAUUUCAGACCUGUUUGCAGAGCAGCAGAUCCUGAGCCGCGUAGUCAGGGUGCCUGUGACGGGGACCCCUGGGGAAGGCGCGACUGUCCUGGACCACCUGCCCUUUGUCAGCAAAAGCCUGUCCAAGAAGAGCAGCGGCCUGGACCUGUCGCUGGUCGGGGACCUGCUCUCGGGGAAGAGCCUCCCUCUGCUGUCGGACCUGCUCCAGGCCGGCGGGUUGGUCAUAGAAGAUGCCAGAGGACCCGAGGUCACCCUGCAAAUCCUAAGUGACAGCCUGCUGCAGGUCACGCUGCGCUGCAAACUGUACCUCUCGCUCCAGGGGAUCCUGCGGCUCAAAGUCAUCAAGAACAUUCGCAUGGGGGUGCGGCUGGAGCAGACGGGGAACAGGACCACGGUGGCCUUGGAAGAGUGCCACACCCCUCCCGGGAGCCUGAGCGUGGAGAUCCUGGGCCAGGACCAUCUCCCGGCCGCGGCCUCACACUUCUGCUCUAACUUCCUUCAGGCUUCUGAUGGGUCCAGAGGGAGCGUGGGACUGACCAUCAACACUCCGGAUCCUCCCACUGUCCACCUGAUCGGCCAUACAGCUACGGUCACCCAGCAGGGCUCCCUGGUACUGCUGGGGCCCAACAGCACCUCCAGCUCCAUUUCCUGGAAACUCCUGUCAACGGCUACAUUUUCCUCCACAAACCAGAAAUUAAAACUCCAGUUCUCUCCAAACAGUGCCGUGGUCACCCUGGGCCCUUACCCGGCUGUUCUCAAGAAGCAGGAGGAGCAGCUGCGGGCUUCUCUCUCUCAGUUCCUGAAGAGGAGGUUCCUGCCCCAUCACAACGCGCAGCUCAGAGGACACAGCCUCCCGCUGCCCAAUGUCAAGGGCCUCUCCUUCAACCAGGCCCACAUGGACCUCUCCGAGGACUACCUGCUGCUGACCAUUCCAGAGUAGCCGGUUCUGACCCAGGACCAGUCCCCGCCCUCAACCACGCAUGCUCAGGACCUCCAGGUCAAGAACGGCUGAAUCACCGUGGACUUCUCUCUACAAUAAAGAUGCUUCCUGCUGGAGGAGGAGUCUGCUCCGUAGUCGCUGACCUACAGGGUUCUGGGAGGCGGGGGCUGUGUCCAGCUAUUUAAAUGAAGCCCGUGGUCCUGGCUCCUGGGGCCUGG